Phaeoacremonium minimum UCRPA7 is the source of this 624-nucleotide messenger RNA. Its product is annotated as putative glyoxylate reductase protein. The transcript has 2 exons. Gene Ontology annotation, molecular function: NAD binding; glyoxylate reductase (NADPH) activity; hydroxypyruvate reductase [NAD(P)H] activity. The coding region runs from base 1 to 624 and encodes 207 amino acids. NCBI's taxonomy places the organism in Eukaryota, Fungi, Ascomycota, Sordariomycetes, Togniniales, Togniniaceae. Gene Ontology annotation, cellular component: cytosol. The record is from RefSeq and is a predicted model, not a curated record.
AUGUUGACGGCCUUGGGCGGCGGAAGAUAUGCGCCUAUAUCCAAAAACCCGCGCGGGCAUAUUCUUGGCAUCAUCGGUCUUGGUAAUAUUAGCAAGAAGCUAGCCUAUAAGGCGCGAACAGCACUGGGCAUGGAGAUACAUUAUUUCGAUGUCGUCCGCUCCCCUGAAAAUGUCGAGAAAGAACUAGGUGCGACUUUCUACUCAAACCUGCAUGACCUAUUGGCUGUGGCAGACUGUGUUAGUCUGCACACACCUCUGAAUGCACACACGCAAGACCUUAUCAAUACCGAUGCGUUCGCUGCCAUGAAGACGGGUGCACGACUGAUCAACACAGCAAGGGGUCCAGUCGUCAACGAGGCAGCACUGAUAGACGCCCUCAAGAGCGGCAAGCUCGCUGCUGCCGGUCUUGAUGUACACUACCACGAGCCUAAGGUCUCGCAUGAGCUAGCUCAAAUGGAGAAUGUCACCCUCACGACGCAUGUCGGCGGCGGUGCCAUUGACACACGGAUAAACUUUGAACUCAAUGCUAUGAAAAAUAUAUUGGCCGUCGUUGGUGAGCAGGGCGAGUUCAUCGGGGAGCCCCUGACACCGGUUAACCGCAAGGCCUUCCAGGAAAGCUCUUGA